AUGGCUCCUAUCGUGCACUGUGUGCGACAUGGUCAGGCCGAGCACAACAAAGGCGGCGAGGCUUACUUCAUCCGCGAUCCGCAUCUGACCGAAGCCGGAGUGGCAGAGUGUCGAGCACUCGAAUCCAGAUUUCCAUUCCAGUCCUCGAUCGACCUGAUCGUCUCGUCCCCGCUGCGGCGGGCACUGGAGACUGCGCUCUGCUCAUUUCAGCCAGCGAUCGCCCGAGGAGUCAAGAUCGUCGCGUUGCCAGAGCUGCAGGAAACAAGCGACGUUCCCUGCGACACUGGGAGUGACGUUUCUGACCUGGAACGGGAAUUCUCCGACAAGCAGGGACCGUUGGGGCCGGUGAUCGAUCUGAGUUUGCUAGAUAAAGACUGGAACACCAAGAAAGGCAAAUGGGCACCAUCCUCCAACGCCCUCCUCGCGCGCGCCAGGGCAGCAAGACAAUGGCUGAAGGCCCGACCGGAGAAGGAGAUUGCAGUCGUAUCUCAUGGGGGAUUUCUCCAUUACCUCACCAAUGACUGGACGGGCAUUGGGGCUGCUGAGCAUGCCAGCGCCUGGGAGAACUGUGACUUCCGGACAUAUGUGUUCAGCACCGACGACGCUGACGAGGACGCGGUGCUGAUGGAAACAGAACAGUCCAGGGUGGCCAGAGGGGCGGCCGGUAGGAUCCCCUCCAAAGAAGAGCAAGAGUCACUCUAUCUGAAGACGAUGCAGAUGUGGGAGGAUCGAGGCUUCCAGAACCCGCUGAAGCUGAAUGAAAAGUUCGAAGAACCGGCAGCAAAUUAG
Rasamsonia emersonii CBS 393.64 is the source of this 789-nucleotide messenger RNA. RefSeq names its product Phosphoglycerate mutase. The transcript has 4 exons. NCBI's taxonomy places the organism in Eukaryota, Fungi, Ascomycota, Eurotiomycetes, Eurotiales, Trichocomaceae. Gene Ontology annotation, molecular function: phosphatase activity. Gene Ontology annotation, cellular component: cytoplasm. The coding region runs from base 1 to 789 and encodes 262 amino acids. The record is from RefSeq and is a predicted model, not a curated record.